Messenger RNA from Orbicella faveolata, 1575 nucleotides. RefSeq lists its product as uncharacterized. NCBI's taxonomy places the organism in Eukaryota, Metazoa, Cnidaria, Anthozoa, Scleractinia, Merulinidae. The record is from RefSeq and is a predicted model, not a curated record. Gene Ontology annotation, molecular function: oxidoreductase activity.
UGUUGUCACUCUGUAGGAGGCAGAGUGAAGCAGGUUCAGCCAUUCAAAGGAUUUGCUCCUAUUGAUCUUGGUGGCGAGUUUAUUCAUGGUUCAGACAGCAUCAUAAACAGGACUGCAAAGGAAAAUGGUUGGGUUGUUCAACCAUGCUAUAAGUGUGAAGGACUUGAGAAUGAAUACAUGUUCUACUACAAAGGCAAAUUACAUCCAUUGUUAAGUAGUCAUCUGGAUAUUCAGAAAGCUUGGAAGGCUUGGGAUGAUAUCAUAUUCUUUUGGGAAAAGAGAUCUAGAAAUGAUCAUCUUCAAAGUGCGGAAAAUUUUCAUGAGACAGACCAAGAGGCAAACGUUUACGACAGUGGUUGUAAAAGUGCUGAGGAUCUCCAAACUCAACCUGAUUCAGUAUCUAUAAAGAAUUCUGGAGUCACAAAAUUAGAAGAAACUCAAGAAAUGCAUUGCAGACAGAGCACUGUGAAUAGUGAUUUAAAGGCUCCACUUAGAGACAUGAGUAUUCAGGAGUGGUUGGAAAGAAAGGAGUGUGACGAGGAUGUAAUUGCAGUGUUUGAAGCCAUGUAUUGUCAAACCAUAGCUGCCACGCCCAAGCAGAUGGGGCUGUUUGAGUCUGCGCGUGAAGAAAAUGCUUGGCAGUAUGGAAGUGGCAACUAUAGGUUGGCCGAAUCAUACUCGCUGCUCGUAGAACAUCUCUUAAACAAAUGCGCUAAAGUUGAUAAACGACUCUGCUGGCAAGUGAAGGAAAUCGACUGGACAGGUGCCACUGGUCAGAAUAGAGAACGGAAACAGGAUAAAUCAAACCCAGCUGGAAAGGUUUGCCUGAAAAAUCAACGCGGAGAAACGUUCACCGCCAAAUACGUCAUCAUCACUGUUCCGCUAACAGUCCUUAAAGAUGGAGAUAUCUUCUUCACUCCAGCCUUGCCGUCGAGCAAGAAAAAAGCCAUUGAUUCCAUUGAGAUGCGAGGAGCACUGAAAAUCGUAUGUCGGUUUAAGUCACAAUUCUGGCCGGACAAUCUGAAACUUAUUUAUAGUGUACGGGGUUUUGUUAGCCAAAUUUGGAUGUACUCACGUGAUUCAACGCACAGUCACGAGAAAUGUCACCUGGUUGCUGGCUUCGAGACUGCUGAGCCCGCUGAAGAGAAAAUUCAUCUCAGUGGACAGGAAGUUUUGGAUGGAUUUCUCAAACAUUUGGACGAAAUAUUUAGAACCGAUUCAAACCCGCAUCCUGCCUCAGACUUAUACAUGGACUACGUCUACUACCAUUGGUCAAAACAUCCCUUUAUUCGGGGAGGCUACAGUUCCCCUACUGCUCAUGCGCACGGGCUGCGUGACGAGCUUGCCAGGCCUGUGGAGGAUCGCUUGUUCUUUGCGGGUGAAGCUACGAGUGUCACGGCCUGUGCAACCGUUCACACUGCUAUGGAAACCGGGUUUCGGGCCGCCCGCGAAGUUUGCAGUCUUGCCAAGCGCGUUCACAGGAAGUGAUUAAAAUAGGAGAACUUAAGCAAACCACGACAGCAACGGUAACGAGAACGCCACCAAACAAAAGGUUUGAUGAACAGAACAAUAGCU